This is a messenger RNA of Verruconis gallopava, 1463 nucleotides long. RefSeq lists its product as uncharacterized. The transcript has a single exon. NCBI's taxonomy places the organism in Eukaryota, Fungi, Ascomycota, Dothideomycetes, Venturiales, Sympoventuriaceae. The record is from RefSeq and is a predicted model, not a curated record. Bases 1 to 1362 code for a protein of 453 amino acids.
AUGUGGACCAUGAAUCAAGCGUCCGCUCGUCUUGAGCGUACAGGCUCUUUCCACUCCAUAGCUUCUGAUCGCUCAAGCAAUGCUUCCUCCGAAGACUUUGAGAGUUAUCUCUCUGGCGAGAGAAACGCACCGCCUGCAAUGUGGACAUCUGCUCGCUCACAGUCAAAUGUCUCACGAUUGAGUCAGAAGUUCAACAAUGCUACCAUAGCCACUGUGGAAAUUCCUUCGCCGCCUACUUCGCGCGAUGAGAGCCAGCUGCGAGAUAACACCACUGAAGAUGACGCCCGCUCUCGCAGCUCGACACUCGCGGGAGAAGAGGAUAACUACGAGUACCCAGAGAAGACGCCCACCCCUGAUUCAAUACCAAAGAAGAUCACAGAGCUUGCUGAAGAGACCAAGGACGGCGUUGAGACAGCCGAAGAGGAGCCUGUUCCUCCAGCACGCGUACCUGGGCCACUAGAGGUCCAAUUACAAGCUCUAAUGUCCAAAAUCAUCUUUAUGGAACGUGAAAAUCCGACCAUCAGCGUCACGCCAGAUGAGUAUUCUGAGCUUCAGGCUCGAGUCCAGACUCUUGAAGAAGAAAGGAAAACUUGGCACAAGCGGCACGAAGCUCUCUUCGCCCUGCGCGAUGAGGACGUAGAGAACAUAAUCAAGGUGCGUGGCCUCCUCGCCAAAGCACGGCGCGAUCUUGAAGGCAUGACAAAACUUCGGGACGACGACCUGGUGAAUUUGCAAGUUGUACGUGGCAAACUCGCAGAGGCAACGCGCAAAUUGGAGCGUCUCGAGUCGCAGAGCCCAGUUACCGGUGGACGCUCGACCCCAAGUCGUGGCCGGCCGUCGAGCAUUAUGCUUGAGAGGAGGGACACGACGGACCUCUUUGCUGCUGCGAAGACGGCAGCACUGGAACAGAGGGUCAUGGAGCUCGAGAAGCGAAACAGCGACUUGCUGGAGCAGAUUGAUGCUCUGAGACAGAAAGCCCAGAGCACUACGCCCAGCGUGGCGGCUGAAGCUUCCAAGCAAGAAGACAUCAGUAUCGAUGAUGUGAACCGAAUGGCUGCUCACAAGGCAUGGAGGGGUACUGUCGCUGAUAUGGAAGCAAAACUCCGAGCCAAAGACGCUGAGAUCGCAGUUCUCCGCGCUGGACGUGCACCUGCGACCCAAAAACCUGGCGUAGAGUGGCACCACAUCGAAGCGCUACAUGAAGAGCACGCCACGUACCGCGAGAAGGUUGGCGCAAAGAUGCAGCUUCUCCGACUGGAGAAGGAGAUGCUGCAAAAGGAGCUACAUCGUAAGGAGGACGAGUGCCAUGAGCUAGAAGUCAAGGUGCAGAGCAUGCAGAGAAAGUUGCGUAGCGCAGUCUAAGCGGAAAUGAGGAGACGAAGUACGACAUACUUGAGCGAAGAACAUCGGCUAUGAUGAGAAUUCAUCUAAUUAGGAGGGAAAUAGAUAUCCUUGUACCGUUG